This is a messenger RNA of Botrytis byssoidea, 957 nucleotides long. RefSeq lists its product as uncharacterized. The transcript has a single exon. The coding region runs from base 1 to 957 and encodes 318 amino acids. The record is from RefSeq and is a predicted model, not a curated record. Lineage: Eukaryota; Fungi; Ascomycota; Leotiomycetes; Helotiales; Sclerotiniaceae.
AUGUGGGAGGCGUGGAAGCUUCUAAUUCGAGUAGAACGUUUAGACAUUUAUUCACUUGCUGGUGACUGGAGAGACUUUGUUGAUUUUCCCGCACCAGGAUUCGACGAAGAGUAUUUUGGACCUUCGGCAAUUAUACCGCCAGCUGUAUUCCUCGGAGCUACUUCUAUUCGAAUAGGUGGUCUUAUGCCGUAUCCCUAUUUCCGCGCUUUUGUUUCAACACCUUCUAUUGUAACUUCUUUGGAGAUGGAAAAUCUUCAAGGCCUUUUACAACCGAAAGAUAGCUGUCUUCUUAAUUUUCAUUAUGUACUUCGUUCGGGUAUUGACGAUGAUUUCUGGACAAAUCACACAAAAUACAAGGAGACUGAGGAUAGGCACGGAAUUCCUGUAUUGAGACACGGCGGCCCAAUGAUAGGGCAUCUACAGCCUCUUGUUGGAAAAUUUGUGCAAUUGGAACAUCUUAAAAUCUCUAUAGCAGGUCGUGAAGUCAGUCGAGAUGUUAGAUGGUCAGGGACAAGAGAACAAAAGCGGUAUUCCGAAAUGGCAAAUUUCAUAAGAUCGGUAGCACCCAAACUGGUCACUUUUACUUUUGAACAAGGAGUGGGACUUGAAUUACUUGAAAUAUGGCAAGUGGAGUCGCAUAAUAAUACAUCCAUAUUGAGCCAAUCCCGAAGGCCAAUAGAUGAUUACUUUUUUGAGUUUAUACUUCCAGCAUUGUUAGAAGGAACUUGGUCCGAACUUGAGAAAUUUUCUAUCCAAGGUGUUUGUGGAAAUGUUAGGUAUGAGACGAGACACUUGCUUAGAGAUGUGACUUUUACACCAGAAGCACCUGAAGUUCUAGAGUCUGUUAUGCACCAGUUGCGUUCUGUCAUGAGCAAUAGUGUCGAGUUCACUUUUGAGAGGGAGACUCAGAGGGUGUUUCACAUGGCUUCUUUAAAUGUCUAUAGGACACGAUAUUAG